ACACACGUCUCACACACUCUGAUGCUCCUGAACCCAGUGAUGCUCGUUGGCGUCUUCUUCCUGCUCCUCCUCUCAGACGGAGCGUCCUCCGAGCGGAACUGCAGUUAUCAAGAGGUUUUAGAUCACUUGAACCUCAGAUCGACGUCCAGCUGGUUCUACACGAACCGACCUGUUAAAAACCACAGAACACCCACAGAGGUGAACCUGGAUUUGCUGCUCUAUGCCAUUCUGGAAGUGCAUGAGAAGCAGCAGAAAUUCGUCCCUUACGUUUGGAUCACCAUGUGGUGGCAAAAUGACUUCAUCAGUUGGGAUCCUGAUGAGUUUUGUGGUAUUAAUUAUUUGACUAUUCCUAAUGAACUGAUGUGGAAGCCAGAUGUCACGAUUGUGGAGAUGACAGAGAGGGACAAGGCCCCUCCCAGUCCUUAUCUCACCAUUACCAGUCGAGGUAACGUGGAGAUGGUGAAUGAUCAGGUGCUGACCAGCACCUGCAGGAUGCAAGUUUACAAGUUCCCCUUCGACACUCAGAGCUGCAAACUCACCUUCAAGUCGUUCACUCACUCUGACGAGGAAAUCAAACUGGUCCGUUACCUGAACUCCUCACAGAUCACUGAGGACUCUCGAGAGGUGAUGAGGAUCCAGUCUGAGUGGUUGUUCAUCAACAUCACAGUCUCCAGCAAAACAGAGAACCAUUACAGCUUCAACCAAACCAUGGUCAUUUACACAAUCAACAUGAAGAGGAGGUCGGCCCUCUACAUCGUCAACUUCAUCAUGCCCAUCCUGUUCUUACUCUGUCUGGACUUGUCCUCCUUCAUGAUCUCGGACAGCGGCGGCGAGAAGCUGAGCUUCAAGGUCACCGUGCUGCUCGCCGUCACUGUCAUGCAGCUCAUUCUGAAUGAAAUUCUGCCGUCAUCGUCAAACAGGAUUCCACUGAUCGCCGUUUACUGCAUCGGGGUUUUUACUCUGAUGAUGCUCAGCCUCCUGGAGACGGUUGUAGUGAUGUAUCUGAUCCAGAAAGACUCGGCACCAGACAGAAGCCUGAGGGAAGACAAACGAGAUUCAACUAAACAGUCGUACUCAGGCCGAGUCGGGUCUCCUGGUACAAAGGCAACAGAACUUCAUGGUUCUACAGAGAAUAUAAGCGGCCGACAGAUGGAGGAGCGUCACGCCUCAGAAAAGCUGUGGGAAGAGAUAAAAGCUUUGACUCUGCUCCUGAAGAGCAGAGAAGAAGAACAGACCCCUGGAUACUGGACCAGAGUGGCUCAAAGAAUCAACAAGGCUUUCUGCAUUUUCUACCUCAUAGCUACUGCACUGUUUUUAUUCUAUAUGUUCUUCAAUUGGAACUAUGAGGAAUGAACAGUGACUAAUGAAAUCACUACGCAUGUCUGAGUCAUAGUUUCUGAUGCAGCCUCGUGGGCUGUACAGAUCAUUAUCCUCCUGUAAUGACUGGUAUUGAUUGGACUCAUUUAUUAGCUACGUUAUAAAUAAAGUAGUUCAGGAAUCUAUUAAUACGUAUAUUAUUAAAAAUGAAGCAUGUGCGUGUCAGCAAAAUGUAUGUUACCCUCGUAGAUAUACACUGUAUCUGUGUGCAUUGCAUUUAAUUCACAUUAAAGUAUUACCUUUAAGUGAGA
This is a messenger RNA of Paralichthys olivaceus (Japanese flounder), 1628 nucleotides long. The record is from RefSeq and is a predicted model, not a curated record. Lineage: Eukaryota; Metazoa; Chordata; Actinopteri; Pleuronectiformes; Paralichthyidae.